ACAAUUUUUAUCCCUUGACAAGACGAUCUUGAAACCACAACAUCUGCUUGUGGUUUCAACAGGAAAAACAUAUCCCAGCGGCUUUUAUCGCCGCAUUCUCAAAUGACAGCAGCGGUUUUGAAUAUUGGCGGCUACCUUUUUGUCUUCUGCUUGUCGUUAUUAGCAACAUUGACUCCACACGUUGGAGCCAAUGUUGCUGUCUUCGACAAUUACUGGUUACAACGUCAAGGCGAUGCGUUGAAACAAACCAUUGCCUCUUUCGAUCCUAAUCCUCUUAACGUCACCGACCAUUUGAAUUACCAUGUCGCUUUAGCCGUGGACGCCACGGAAUCAACCAACAGCACAAGGAGAGAGCUCUCACAGGUGAGAAAUGGUCGGAAACUAAAGAGAAGCGGAAAAUGCGUAGCGUACAACCCUAUAGACAGAUGCUGGCGAUGCAACGGUGACUGGGAGAAGAACCGUAAGAAACUAGCGGAUUGUGUACUCGGGUUCGGCAGGAGAACCACCGGAGGCAAAGACGGACCUAUCUACGUCGUCAACGACGCCUCCGAUGACGAUCUUAUCAACCCUAAGCCAGGAACGUUAAGGCACGCGGUGACAAGAGACGGACCGCUUUGGAUCAUAUUCGGAAGCAGCAUGAUCAUAAACUUGCAACAAGAACUGAUCAUAACGAGCGAUAAAACAAUAGAUGGACGUGGAGCUAGGGUUUACAUCAUGGAAGGAGCUGGAUUAACGCUGCAGUUUGUGAACAAUGUGAUCAUACACAAUAUUUAUGUCAAGCACGUUGUUCCUAAGAGCGGUGGUUUGAUCAGAGACUCUGAGCAGCAUAUAGGGCUUAGGACGGUAAGCGAUGGUGAUGGAAUCAGUUUGUUUGGUGCAACGAAUGUUUGGAUCGAUCAUGUCUCGAUGACUAGAUGUUCAGAUGGUAUGAUUGAUGCGAUUCUUGGCUCCACUGCUAUAACUAUUUCCAACAGCCAUUUCACCGACCAUGAAGAGGUGAUGCUAUUUGGGGCCAAUGACAAGCACGUGAUCGACAAGAAAAUGCAGAUAACGGUUGCGUUCAACCACUUUGGUAAGAGACUGGAUCAAAGGAUGCCUCGUUGCAGAUUCGGAACGAUCCAUGUGGUGAACAAUGACUACACACAUUGGGAGAUGUACGCAAUUGGUGGAAACAUGAACCCUACAAUCAUUAGCCAAGGCAACCGUUUCAUUGCUCCUCCUAACGAACAAGCCAAACAGAUUACAAAGAGAGAGUACACACCUUACGUUAACUGGAAAAUGUGGAACUGGCAAUCAGAAGGAGAUUACUUCUUGAAUGGAGCUUACUUUGUGCAAUCCGGAAAACAAAAUGCAUGGAGCCCUAAACCGAUUAACCCUGUCCCGAAAAAGUUUGCCAUACGACCUCAACCGGGAACUAUGGUCCGUAAACUCACCAUGGACGCAGGAGCACUUGGCUGCAAGCCGGGUACACCCUGCUGAUUAAAACUACCAUUUUGUCCCCUUCCAGCCAAAAAAAAAGCUUAUGCUUUGUAGUUGCUUGUCGUCCAAGAAAAGAGAGAAAGUAAGCAGAAGGGAGUGUUUCCUAUGAGUGGGGUUAAUUAUUCUUUUUAGAAUUCAGGUUCAUUUUCAUGUGGAAAAAAAAGAAAAAAACCUUAGAUCUAAUAUAAAAUCUCCCUCUAUUUUUUUUAUUAAAUCUCUUUGUCUUGUCUCAUGUGUUGAUGCUUCCAAAAGGAGAUAAAAGUUUGGCAUUAA
Molecule: messenger RNA, 1752 nt
Organism: Brassica rapa (field mustard)
Lineage: Eukaryota; Viridiplantae; Streptophyta; Magnoliopsida; Brassicales; Brassicaceae
Product: probable pectate lyase 3
Molecular function (GO): pectate lyase activity
Source: RefSeq, a predicted model, not a curated record